This is a messenger RNA of Trachemys scripta elegans, 890 nucleotides long. It is a transcript of the gene BORCS8, whose product is annotated as BLOC-1 related complex subunit 8. The coding region runs from base 109 to 474 and encodes 121 amino acids. The transcript has 6 exons. NCBI's taxonomy places the organism in Eukaryota, Metazoa, Chordata, Testudines, Emydidae. The record is from RefSeq and is a predicted model, not a curated record. Gene Ontology annotation, cellular component: BORC complex.
CGGAGGGGCCGUUUCGAGCGCUGCACCGCGGCGCCGGAAGUUGCCCGCGGGUUGGGAUUCCGCUCCGGCUUCGGCAUCCGCUACACCCCCCCUCUCCCUCCGCCCGCGAUGGAGGAGACCGAGAUGCAGCUCAAGGUGAAAAAAGUUACAGACAAAUUCACAGAGAGCAUGUACAUCCUGGCCAACGAGCCGUCUGUGGCACUGUACCGACUGCAGGAGCAUGUCAGGCGCUCCCUUCCGGAGCUAGCCCAGCACAAGGCUGACAUGCAGAGCUGGGAGGAGCAGAGUCAAGGAGCCAUCUAUACUGUGGAGUACGCCUGCAGCGCCAUAAAGAACAUGAUGGACAGCAGCGUGUAUUUUGAGAGCAUCGACAGGCUGCUCAAGCAUGCCAUCGCUGUGAAGGAUCAGCUGAAUUCCGCUCCGGGCCGCAGCGCCGCUGCCCUGCAAGCCCCGAAUCCGCCAGCCAGUUCCUGAUUUCAGACCAGACUGGCCUUCCUCUGCCUUUUUCAUCCAGCCCAGCAUUGGAUGGCCUGGGUGUCAAGAGAGGACGCUGCCCACACACCUUGUCUCUGGGGACGUGCAGGGAUGAGAGCCGCCGACUCCUUUUAAAAGCUUCUGAAGCCAAAGCUACAAGUGACUAGCCACACGUGGUAUAUAAAGGCCCAGUGGAGGGCUGUGAUCUCCGUGGGCAGAUGUCAUGGCCCUAGCUAGCUCAUUGACUAGUUGCCCUGUUUGUGUCAAGCCAGGGGCUGGGUUUUGGGACUUGCUUGUCACAGCCGAUCUUCCCUGCCACCCCUCUGAGAGACUCCAAGGAGAACGGAGGUGUGCUCUCCCCCCCAAUCUCCGGGAGAAAGCCAGCACAGGGGAGGGGCAUUUUGGGGGAUUGGUGG